Molecule: messenger RNA, 2346 nt
Organism: Henningerozyma blattae CBS 6284
Lineage: Eukaryota; Fungi; Ascomycota; Saccharomycetes; Saccharomycetales; Saccharomycetaceae
Product: SNG1 family protein
Exons: 1
Coding region: 1-2346 (781 amino acids)
Cellular component (GO): membrane
Source: RefSeq, a predicted model, not a curated record
AUGGCCAUACUAGAGAAUCCUUUUACCAACGAUCCUUACUCGAGGAAAAACAAAAAGAAAAAGCAAUUACAAGAAGAGUUGCAACAAGAAUAUCAUAACCCGAAAUCCAAGAAGGCAGAUUCAUCGUCAGCUUUAGUGAUAACACAUGUCACUACAGCAUCUAUAGGGCCACCUUUAGAACCAUUCAGAACAAGAUUCACUUCGCCAAAAUUAUAUUCUCAUCGUAGAAGUGUUUUCAAAGCGUUUCUGCUGACAAACUUCAUCAUUGGUUGCUUUAUUAUUCCUUGUUUAUCCAUCUAUUGGGGUGCCACUUAUAGAAGACCUCAUUUCCUACAUACAUUAAAUCUUAUUGCCGUAUUCCAAGACGAUUAUGUUCAAACAAAUGAAAAAUUUCCCUUCAUCGAUGAAUCCUUCGCUAAACUAACUGAUAAUGUCACACCAAUGUUAGAUGAAGCAUAUUCUUGUAAAUGGCAUGUUUACAACACAUCACAAUUCAUGUCAAAGUUCAACGUCUCCAAAGAUGAAAUCGAUCGUCAUGUUGUUCAUUUGAUUUACGAGGAAAAAUAUUGGAUGGCAGUCAAUAUAAAGGCAAAUUCCACUCAAAAAUUGUUGAAUUCUCUUUUACCACAUAUAGAACCUGCCUAUAAACCGUUCAAUUUCUCCGAUAAUUUCCAAAUCAUUUAUGAAUCAGGAAGAGACCCUACAAAUUUGAAAGCUUCCAUGUUACCUGUUAUGCAAUCCUUCGAGAAAGUUUAUGAAAAUUACUACUCUACAAUGUUUUAUCCAUCUCUUCUGAGAAAUAUCACCACCUCAGGCGUAGAUAUCAAUAUCUUAAAUUCCACAGAUCUGGGUAAAGCUGGCAUGAUGAGAUACGGUUACUUCGAUCAUAGACCAUUCACAGAUUAUGCCUUGGUGUCACCUUUGCAAGUUGGGUUAAUCUACUGUUUAUUGUUAACAGCUUUCCAAUUCGCAGUUUAUGGUCCCUUGCACGCAAAGAUGUCAAGAAUUUUGACUUUUAAGCAUUUGAUCGUCUAUAGAAUCAUAAUAAUGUGGAGUACGAUGUUUUUCCUUUCGUUAUUCUUCUGUACAGUCUCGGCAGUCUUUAGAAUCAAUUUCACCUUGGCAUUUGGUAAAGCUGGGUUUGUCGUUUAUUGGGCCUCUACUUGGUUAGUCAUGUUAGCAUUGGGUGGUGCCAAUGAAAAUGCAAUUACAUUAGUAAACGUCUUUGGAAGACAAUAUUUGAUGGUUUGGUUAAUGUCUUGGAUUAUUCUUAACAUCUCCCCUUCUUUUUAUCCAUUGGCAUUGAAUAGUAACUUCUAUAGAUAUGGUUAUGCAAUGCCAGUUCAUCAAGCAGUCGAUAUCUUUAAAGUCAUCUUCUUAGAUCUUACAAGAAGGAAGAUGGGGAGAAAUUAUGGUAUUCUUGCUGUGUGGGUUGUAAUAAACACUGCAUGCUUGCCCUUAACAUUGAUUAUCGCUCAUAAGAAAAUUGAAAAAGAUAGAAAGAAAGCUUGGUUGACAAAACAUAAUGGUACAAAUACAACAACUCCAAAUAGUGCUUCCACUAAUAAUUUGAACCCAGAUAUGGUAUCUCCAGAUUCAGCCACUCGACAUGAAAUCGAUAUUACCCCAGAAUUAAUGGCAAAGAUGAAUUCGUCAGAUCCUACUACUGAAAAGAAUUAUUAUAUGCCAGGUACAACUUUAACAACUACGUCCACUGAUGAGCGUGCAUCUUCUUCUUCGACAAUAACUUUAGGAUCCAUCUCCACAGAAGGUUCUGCUGCCGAUGAUGAAGUUGCUGAUACUGUCAUCCCAUAUAAUACUCCAAAUGCAUAUUUACCUGGUUCUUCAAAUACUGCAACAGUUCCUUCAAAGAUCAAUGUAACCGAAUCUCAUGCAUCUAUUCCAAAUGUGAAUCAUAUCUCUACUAUAACCUCAUCACCUGCAAACCUUUCAAUAAAUGAAACAGAAAAUGAUUUCAAUCUUGCCAUGGAUCCUUAUUUAAAUAGUGAAGAUCAUUAUUCGGAAGUAGAUGACACUUUUGUCGAUCCAGGUGAUAAUCAAAAUAAUAAUAAUAACGGAGAUGAUUUAGAUAUCGAAGAUUAUAGGGGUCUAGGUUACGAAUAUGAUGCCCAGGAAGUAAUAGGAUUCGGUUUGCCAUAUGAUGUCUCUCAAAACGAUGAUGAAAUUGCAAGAUUGGAUUCAAAACGUGCAGAAUUCGCUAGAUUACAAAAGACAAAAAGUUCAUCGCAUAAUACCAGUGAAAAUUCGUUAAGAAAGACAAAGAGUGUUCAUAGUUUGCGUCCAAUUAAAAGCAUCAAGAAUUUGAAAAAGGACUUAGAUUUAUAA